AUGUUGGACAUCAAGUGGACUCCUGUGCGUUUCUUGGCUUAUGGUGUCGGUCACGUUCUCAAUGAUAUGUGUGCAUCCACAUGGUUCUCCUAUCUACUCGUUUUUCUACGUCAUGCAGUCGUCAUGUCCCCCGUAGACUCGGCAAUCGUCAUGUUUUGUGGCCAAAUUGCCGAUGGACUUGCCACGCCCUUAGUUGGCGUCUUUUCCGACCGUUCAUCGGGUCUUUCCUGUCUUGGAUUAGGACGUCGUAAAACGUGGCUCGCUAUUGGCUCUUUGCUCGUGAUGUUGUGCUUCUUUUUCGUCUUUGCCACGUGUUUACCCCAAUGGUUUUCCGACUCUCCCAGUCGUUUCAUCAUGCUUGUUUAUUAUAGUACAGCUGCUAGUAUUUUUAAUAUUGGAUGGGCAACUGUCCAAGUCUCACAUAUGGCAAUGGUACCGGAAUUAUCCGAAGAUGAUAAUAUCCGGUGUAUUCUCAACAGUACCCGGUACGCUUUUACGAUUUUAUCUAAUGUCUUGAUUUUUUGUGUCUUUUUAAUCUUGCUACGAGAUGUGGCACCUUUUGGAGUUCCUGAUGCCGAGAAAUUUACGUUACUGGCUUAUACUUCACUUGUGGUCGGUGGAAUUUGUACACUUAUUUUCUUAUCGGGAACUCCAGAGAAAGUGAUACCACUACAAAUACAGAAGAAAACUCCUGGUCAUGUUUUGGCACAAAGUCCAGUGAUGGCGGAUUUGAAAGGACAAGGACUCAGUGGAUUCCCAUCUGAAGAAGAUUUGAAUGUUUCCACCGUGGAAGUGACAGAAGCUUUGACUGAGCACAUGACGUGGAAAUGUUGGUUCAAAUUGGGCAUGUUUUAUGAGGUGGGGGUGGUCUAUAUGUGCACAAGACUAGUGGUAAACAUCACGCAAGUGUUCAUUUCGUUCUACCUUAUCGUGACGCUCGACAUGUCGGCGAUCUCGAUCGCUAUUGUGCCAUUGCUAGUGUAUCUCUCUGGUUUCUUGGCAACAUUCUUCUUGCGCUACUUGAAUGAAUCUCUGGGACGCACAGGGUCAUUUGCUCUUGGAGCCGGCAUGAUUGUGCUUGCGCUGACACUUUCUUACUUUUUAUCGGCGAAAACGGCUACAUGGAUUUAUCCGUUCUCAAUCAUCUUGGGUAUGGGCAACUCGAUUAUUAUGGUCACAUCAGUAUGUCUAACGGGAGAUCUGGUCGGAAAUAAUGUUGAAAGUGGUGCCUUUGUCUACGGCGCAAUGAGCUUCACGGACAAAAUUUCAAAUGGAAUUGCCAUUUUAUUGAUCCAGAAUACGCGGCAGCAGCUGCAAGAGAUGCCAAACGAAGACGGCAUGUAUUUGCGGCAAGUGUACUGCAUCCUACCGUCUCUUGCUGCACUUGUUGGUCUAUGCACAGUGCUGUUCAUGACGCACUGCAGUAAAUCUGGUGACAGAAGGCGACACAAAGAGGCAAGUGCGUUCAGCAGCAAAUUAGAAGAAACCGAAAUGCUGCCUGUGAACGACGUGAAACGAGAAGGGUAUGGCUCGGUCUAG
Messenger RNA from Peronospora farinosa, 1539 nucleotides. NCBI's taxonomy places the organism in Eukaryota, Oomycota, Peronosporomycetes, Peronosporales, Peronosporaceae. The record is from the annotation of a GenBank genome assembly.